Molecule: messenger RNA, 2587 nt
Organism: Nelumbo nucifera (sacred lotus)
Lineage: Eukaryota; Viridiplantae; Streptophyta; Magnoliopsida; Proteales; Nelumbonaceae
Product: serine/threonine protein phosphatase 2A 59 kDa regulatory subunit B' gamma isoform-like
Biological process (GO): signal transduction
Cellular component (GO): protein phosphatase type 2A complex
Molecular function (GO): protein phosphatase regulator activity
Source: RefSeq, a predicted model, not a curated record
GACUGACGGGAAACCGAGAAAGUUCGUCGGCGUUUCAGUCGAAAUAGAACACGUGGUUGUGUUAAGGCACUGAGGCUGAGGCGGACAGAACAACAUCCCAUCCACGUCGCGUAAAAUGAUUCUUGCGGGAGAAUUCCUGUCCUGUUGUUUCCCUCUCGCUCACUCUCUCUCCCCGUCGAUUCGCAUCGUUGGAGGAGGAGAGCUGGUUCGUAGAGGCUAUAACUAUAGAUUUUUAGGGUUUAUGCUUGCAGAAACUAGUAAGAAUCUACAGCUCGAUUUCUAGGGUUUCUUGUUCACCACAGAUCGUCGAUCGAGCUAUAAAUAAAGUCUUUCGUUUCUGGAUUUCGUUGUUUUGGGUGGAACUGAUUAGGGCUUCUUUUCGAAUACAUGUUCUUAUUGAACGGCAUCCUUCGGUGAAUUAUAAGAAUGCCUACGGUCUGAGAUGUUUCAAGGUGGAAACUGGGAUACGCGCUCUGUCUGGAAGGGGGCAUCUUGAAAACACGGAUUGUUGAAGGAGGUUAGGAACAGUAUUCCUUGUUAGGGUCCUGUAAAAUAUGAUUAAGCAAAUACUUGGGAAGCUACCUCGAAAGCCCUCAUCAAAAUCUUCACCUAAUGACAGUAACCAUAAUGAUGGGGGGGCUACUGCACCAUCUAUAAACUCUUUGCAUGGAGCAAACCCUGUUACUUCUGGUCAUAACAAUUCAAAGGGUGGUUCCAUUGCUGGAAAAGCUCCAAAUUCAGGUUCUGGUGCCUCCCGCAGUAACAAUGGGGCUUCCGUGCCACAUUCAUCGGCUACGAGUAAAUCUAAUCAAGGGAAGAAAUCUGUCCCUGCUGCCUCCCAAGUAGGCCCAGUGUUAGCUUCUACUACCUAUGAGGCACUGCCCACUUUUAGGGAAGUUCCAAGCUCAGAGAAGCAAAAUCUGUUCAUAAGAAAGCUGAACAUGUGCUGUAUAGUAUUUGACUUUACUGAUCCCUCCAAGAACCUCAAAGAGAAAGACAUAAAGAGACAAACCUUGCUAGAGCUUGUUGACUAUAUUACCUCAGUCACAUCCAAGUUCAAUGAGAUUGUGAUGCAGGAGAUCACUAAGAUGGUGGCUGCCAACUUGUUUCGGACAUUUCCAUCAUCAAACCACGAGAACAAGCUCCCAGAAACAUAUGACCCAGAGGACGAGGAACCCACCAUGGAACCUGCAUGGCCCCACCUUCAGAUUGUGUACGAGUUUUUGUUGAGAUUUGUGGCUUCAUCUGAGACAGAUGCCAAGCUGGCAAAGAGGUACAUUGAUCAUUCAUUUGUGUUGAGGUUACUUGACCUAUUUGAUUCUGAGGACCAGAGAGAGAGGGAAUAUCUGAAGACAAUACUCCACCGCAUCUAUGGAAAAUUCAUGGUUCACCGCCCAUUCAUCAGGAAAGCUAUUAACAACAUAUUCUACCGUUUCAUCUUUGAGACAGAGAAGCACAAUGGAAUUGCAGAAUUACUUGAGAUAUUGGGUAGUAUAAUUAAUGGUUUUGCUUUACCACUGAAGGAAGAACACAAACUUUUCCUUGUCCGGGCACUUAUCCCUCUUCACAAACCCAAGUGCGUAUCGAUGUAUCAUCAGCAGCUUUCUUACUGUAUCACUCAGUUUGUAGAGAAAGAUUUCAAGCUGGCUGAUACGGUAAUCAGAGGUCUUCUGAAAUACUGGCCUAUCACUAAUAGUUCAAAGGAGGUUAUGUUCCUUGGUGAGUUGGAGGAAGUUCUUGAGGCCACUCAGGCAGCUGAAUUCCAGCGCUGCAUGGUGCCUUUGUUCAGGCAGGUUGGCAGAUGCCUCAACAGCUCACAUUUCCAGGUAGCAGAGCGAGCUUUGUUCCUUUGGAACAAUGACCACAUAAGGAAUUUGAUAACACAGAACCGUAAGGUGAUAUUUCCAAUAAUCUUUCCAGCCUUGGAAAGGAACACCAGAAGUCACUGGAACCAGGCUGUCCAGAGCCUGACAUUGAAUGUGAGGAAGAUCUUCACGGACGCUGAUCCAGAGCUCUUUGAGGAAUGCUCGAUCAGAUUCAAGGAAGAUGAAUUGAAGGAGAAGGAGACACAGGAGAAGCGGGAAUCUACAUGGAAGCGCUUGGAAGAUGUUGCAGCCUCCAAGGCUAUAAGCAAUGAAGCUGUGCUUGUCUCCAGGUUUGCCUCUUCCCUGGCCAUUGCUACCAGCACAACUCCACGAGCCACUGUGGGUAGUUGAGAGCUGUGAGCUUUGAGGUUUGUAUGUGUUUUCUUGAUGAUUCAGGGACCCAGGGGGGAGGAGUGUAAGGUUGGCCCCUCUGUUAUUUUGCAUAUAUUAUAAUCACACCUGCAGAAUUGAAGGUGGGGGGGGGGGUCCUUGGCUAUUGGGGGCAGUUCUUUUUUUGGGUCCUAUUAAUCCCUUUCUCCUUUCAAUGGUCUCAGCCAUCAAAAGCGUUAAGUGUGUGUAUCAUAAGGGAUUUGGUUAUAGAGGUAGUAGUAAUUCUGCGGAUUUCCUACUUAAUGAUCUUUAUUUCAUGUAAUAGUGCAAAGAUUGUAUCCUUUUGUGCUUCUGCCCAUUGGUAAUUCAAAGUUACCCCUUUCCAUUUGUCA